AUGACUGGAUUAAAUAAUGACAACCUGGCAAGAAAAAAAAGGAUUAAGCGCAAAAGGAAAACGACUUUACUUAGAAUUGGAUGCUGGAAUGUAACAUCAUUUAAUAAUAAAGACCAAGAAAUUUUACUCGAAAUAAAAGGACACAAAUUAGAUAUAUGCGCCCUUUCGGAGACUAAAAAGAAGGGCAAAGGCAACAGCAAAUAUGGAAACUACAUUCUAAUAUACAGCGGCAAGAAUAAAAAUGAAAGAGCAACAUCAGGUGUUGGCUUACUGCUACAUGAAAGCUACGAGAACCAAAUCAGCAAUAUAAUAUACGUUAACGACAGAAUACUUCAGGUAACGAUCAACCUACAAAAAUCAAGACCAACGCAUAUAAUAAGUAUCUACGCACCCGACAGCAGCAAAACACAGGCGGAUAUAGAUAUAUUCUAUCAGACAUUACAAACAGUCUUAGACGGUAUACCCAAUCAUGAUGAAAUAAUAAUCUUAGGGGAUUUUAAUGCAAGAAUUGGCGAUGAACUUAUUCCCGGUAUCAAAAAUCGAUUUAACGCAGAAACAAUCAAUGAGAGUGGUGAAAAAAUGAUACAGCUAUGCAUACUCAAUGAACUUAGAAUUAAUAACACCUUCUACCCACAUAAACCACAACAUAAAUAUACAUUCGAAAAUACACGAGGACAUAAAUCAACUAUAGAUUAUAUAAUUACAAAUAAAAAUAUCCAUCCGACAAGAAUACAGGACACUAGAUCUCUAACUUCUGCAAAUGCAGGAACAAACCACCAGCUUGUAAUGGCAAAAAUGCGAACAACUAUUCAACCUAUCAAAGAAGUAAGCAAAUUGAAUAUAGAAUCCCUAUCAGACGAGUCGACAAACUGCCUUUAUCAACAAAGGCUCAGAGAGAAAAUUGCUGCUAAUAAUAUACAAGAGACAGAUGACAUCGAAACAGCAUGGACAAAACUUAGAACUAAUAUAUUACAAGCAGCAGAAGAAGCCCGUGGAAGAAGGACUAUAAAAAAAGGGGGAAGAAUAAAUACAAAAUCAUGA
Messenger RNA from Diorhabda sublineata, 1041 nucleotides. Its product is annotated as craniofacial development protein 2-like. The coding region runs from base 1 to 1041 and encodes 346 amino acids. NCBI's taxonomy places the organism in Eukaryota, Metazoa, Arthropoda, Insecta, Coleoptera, Chrysomelidae. Gene Ontology annotation, molecular function: catalytic activity. The record is from RefSeq and is a predicted model, not a curated record. The transcript has a single exon.